CCGCAGCAGCAUCCGCGGACGGUUCCCCUUUUUAUUCCUCGCCCUCUUCCCUUUUUCGGUGUUUUCAUUGUUUCUUUUUCCUUGAAGAGACUAGGAAAUGUCGGCCAGACCGGGAUUUUACCGGCAGGAGCUGAACAAGACAGUGUGGGAGGUUCCGGAGCGGUACCAGAACCUGACGCCGGUGGGCUCCGGAGCCUACGGCUCGGUGUGCUCGGCCUACGAUGUGGUCUUGAGGCAGAAGGUGGCCGUGAAGAAGCUCUCCCGGCCUUUCCAGUCGCUGAUCCACAGUCGCCGUUCCUACCGGGAACUCAGGCUGCUCAAGCACAUGAAACACGAGAACGUAAUAGGGCUGCUGGACGUCUUCACACCCGCGGCCACGUUAGAAGACUUCAACGAACUCUACCUGGUGACUAAUCUGAUGGGCGCAGACCUCAAUAACAUAGUCAAGUUUCAGAGGCUGUCGGACGAACAUGUGCAGUUCUUGAUCUAUCAGCUGCUCCGCGGCCUCAAGUACAUCCAUUCAGCGGGGCUGAUCCACAGAGAUCUCAAACCGAGUAAUGUGGCAGUAAACGAAGACUGUGAACUGAGGAUCCUCGACUUUGGAUUAGCCAGACAAACGGAUGAUGAGAUGACGGGAUAUGUGGCGACUCGCUGGUAUCGAGCGCCGGAGAUCAUGCUGAACUGGAUGCACUACAAUCAGAAUGUUGAUAUUUGGUCAGUGGGCUGCAUUAUGGGAGAGCUGCUGAAGGGAAAAGUCCUUUUCCCCGGCACUGACUAUAUUGACCAGCUGAAGAGAAUCAUGGAGGUGGUGGGGACUCCGACACCAGACCUGUUAAAGAAGAUCUGCUCUGAACAUGCGCAGAAGUACAUCCAGUCUCUUCCCUUCAUGCCCCAACAAGACCUGGAAAAGAUCUUCAGAGGAGCCAAUCCAUUAGCUAUCGAUCUGUUGAAGCGCAUGCUGGUGCUGGACUGCGACGGGAGGAUCUCGGCCAGCGAGGCUCUGUCCCACCCCUACUUUUCACAGUACCACGAUCCAGACGACGAGCCAGAGGCGCUGCCUUACGACCAGACGCUGGAGAGCAAAGACCGGACUCUGGAAGAAUGGAAAGAGUUGGUUUUUGAGGAGGUAAGCAGCUUUAAAGCCCCCGGCAGCAAGACUGAUAGCCUUCAGGUGGAGCAGUAAAAACCCCUCGGCGCUCCGCCUCGUCCUCCACCUGGAGAAGGACCACAUACUCAGUGAAUCCAAGCAGGACUGUGGAAAAGGCAUGAGAGGAGAACGACUCGGGGCUUAACAGUCACGCCUUGACCUGAGCAGCAGGGCGGAACGAUCUCCGCUGGAUCAGAUGCAAAGAUUACAUCAGCAGGGAGCAUUUAUUUCAUUUUUACAAUGAAAUAAAAUGACCUCUGCAUUGCACAAAGUUGCUUCCUGUUACGUUUCCCACCGCUGAGGGGAAAAAGGAGGAACUGCUCAGUGUCGGGACUCGUGGGAGGGAGCAACUUUUAGACAAAAGGGUAUUUUAAAAUAAAAUAAAUAAAAAAUGCACACUAGGAUUUCCAAAGCAACAACAGGGACGCCUUCUCAUCGCUCAUCAAUGCCAUGGAUAGUCAGUGCUUUCAUGUAUGUAAUUCAUAUCUAACGGCUAGAAGCAACGCCAUUUCACAGAAAAGCUUAAAAUCUAGCCUGAUGCAUGAUUUUUCUGCAUUUUAUUGUUACAGCAUAUUAUUGGCAGUGUAUUAUAAUCGCUGAGUCCAUAUUGCGUCAUUGUUAUGAAACAAGAGAGGGGGAUCACCAGGGAAUCUCAACCAACUCAAUGUCUUUACCAUUUUUUUUUUUACCAUUUCUGGACAAAACAAUACACAAACUACCUAAAAUGCUUCUUUUUUUUUUUUCCUCCUGCUUGCAAAAUAGUAAAAACCAGUCGUGCUAUUUAAGUAGCAAGGUAAUGAAUAUAGGCCAAAGCUGGACGAGACCGGCCGCUCUGCAGGUCUGUGUUUACGGCGUGAGCUCGCUCCUCUUAUACAGUUUCUGCUGAUGGCAGAUUGUUGAUCCUCUGUUGGGUUUUUUUUGCAGCGCUGCAUCAGGUUUCCGUUGUGGGUUACACAUACCCACUAAUGGUGUUUACGCCGAGAAAGAUUAGACAUUUUUUUUGUGAACUGUUGAAAGCAGUUGGGGGGAGGUAUAAAAGCAGUAGCGGAUAAGGAUCUAUUCUACCACUUCUGGCUCCAUUAAAGCGGAAAAUGGUCAAAUGCUACAGGCGGAGAGCUCAUAAAUCAGGCUUUGUGUUACCCAGGCUCGUUCCUAGUUCCCAUAAUACCAGACCGCAUGCAUUCAUAAAGGACAGCAGGACCAGUGCAGUUCCCAUGUUUAUUUUUUUUACUGGGUCUCUGUAUUGUAGAAAUGCUGUAGAUCAGAUCUGAGGUCAACAUCUCCUCAUUACCAUUUAACGCAGCAACGGAAAAGGUCACAUUUGAGCCAGAAGCAUGAGCUCAGUGCAGAUCGUCAUGAUAAAUAGCUGACCUUGUUGCAGGCGCGAGGGAAGUUUGGCGAUAUAAAACUGUGUCAAAAGUAAUCUGGCAGUGUUUAAUUAAAGUGUUCAGAACCAUUACACCAAGGAAAAAGAGAUCCAGAGAUAAACAAAAGACCAGACCGGAAAUGAUUGUUACACCUUCUUGUGCUUUUAAAGGGGAAAUAUUAAAAAAAAAAUCAAAGUAGGGUGUUUUUGAAGACUUGAUGGGCUUGGGUGUUUGAAGUUACACUCACAAACCUUUGCAUUUCUUUAAGCCCUUAGGAAUUUUGACAAUGAUUAAAAAAAAAGAACAUAAUAUUUCUCCUUUAAAGGAGCUUGAGGCAAGAAUAAGAAAUGAGACUCAUUAGCGCCACGACGGCCGUUGGGGGUACUGCAGCCAACAGUGAAGCCGGCACGGGAGAACGGGGAGAACGCGCAUGCAGCGUCAUGUGACGUCACAUCCACAGGACAGCGCGGGAAAUUCGGCCCCACAAUUGCAGCACAUUUUGCAGCACACAGCCUGUUCAAGGCAACGGAGAGAUACACUAGAGCAGGGGUCGGCAACCCGCGGCUCUAGAGCCGCAUGCGGCUCUUUAGCGCCGCCCUAGUGGCUCCUGGAGCUUUUU
Messenger RNA from Cololabis saira (Pacific saury), 3133 nucleotides. RefSeq names its product mitogen-activated protein kinase 11 (gene mapk11). The record is from RefSeq and is a predicted model, not a curated record. Bases 98 to 1183 code for a protein of 361 amino acids. The transcript is spliced from 12 exons. Gene Ontology annotation, biological process: protein phosphorylation; intracellular signal transduction. Gene Ontology annotation, molecular function: MAP kinase activity; ATP binding. Lineage: Eukaryota; Metazoa; Chordata; Actinopteri; Beloniformes; Belonidae. Gene Ontology annotation, cellular component: nucleus; cytoplasm.